AUGGUUGAGAACAAAUUUUUGAAAUUUCUGAGUUUCAUGUGGAACCCCCUGUCAUGGGUUAUGGAAGCAGCAGCAGUGAUGGCAAUUGUCCUUGCCAAUGGUGGAGUCCUUAGAGAUGGUCAUUGGCAAGAGGAAGAUGCAGCUAUUCUAUCAGCUCUUACUGGAGAAUCACUGCCUGUAACCAAGAGGACAGGUGAUGAAGUUUUUUCUGGUUCAACAUGUAAGCAUGGAGAGAUUGAAGCUGUGGUGAUAGCAACUGGAGUUCACUCUUUCUUUGGAAAGGCUGCACAUCUCGUUGAUUCCACCGAAGUUGUUGGUCACUUCCAGAAGGUGGCACGUGCACACAUCACAGAAGUCCAUUUUCUGCCUUUCAACCCAGUGGACAAGCGCACUGCAAUUACAUACAUUGACUCUAAUGGCAACUGGUAUCGGGCCAGCAAAGGGGCCCCUGAGCAGAUUGUGAAUCUCUGUGAAGAGAAAGAAGAGAUUGCUGGAAAAGUUUAUGCCAUUAUUGAAAAAUUUGCGGAACGUGGUUUGCGGUCCCUUGGAGUUGCUAUUCAGGAAGUUCCUGAAAAAUCAAAGGACAGCCCUGGGGGUCCAUGGAAAUUUUGUGGCUUGUUGCCUUUGUUUGAUCCUCCCAGGCAUGAUAGUGCUGAAACCAUUCGUAGAGCACUCAAUCUUGGGGUUAAUGUCAAGAUGAUCACAGGUGAUCAAUUGGCAAUUGCAAAGGAGACAGGUCGACGGCUUGGCAUGGGAACGAAUAUGUAUCCCUCUUCAGCAUUAUUGGGCCGGGAAAGGGAUGAAAAUGAAGCUCUACCAGUUGAUGAACUCAUUGAGAAGGCUGAUGGCUUUGCUGGUGUAUUUCCUGAACAUAAGUAUGAGAUUGUGAAGAUUCUACAAGAAAAGCAGCAUGUUGUCGGAAUGACUGGAGAUGGUGUCAAUGAUGCACCUGCUUUAAAGAAAGCAGAUAUUGGAAUAGCAGUGGCAGAUUCUACAGAUGCAGCAAGGAGUGCUUCUGAUAUUGUCUUGACAGAGCCAGAAAGGGAUGCUUUUAGCAUUGUGGCAGCACUUGGUUUUGAGUGGCAAAGAUCAAAAGCCCAUAAUGCCCUUCAGAGAACCACCAAUGCACUUUCUCAUACACUAAUGCGUGGUGAAUGUAUUUAUGCUGUCUCCAUUACUAUUCGGAUUGUGCUUGGUUUUAUGCUUCUGGCUCUGAUAUGGGAAUACGACUUCCCGCCUUUUAUGGUUCUGAUAAUAGCAAUAUUGAAUGAUGUAUGGAGAGCUCAUCUAGUUCACAGAAAGAUAGGGAGAGAAUAUGCUCAAACAUCCCAAAAUAGAACUAUUAUGACUAUUUCCCAAGACAGGGUCAAACCAUCCCCAAAACCAGAUAGUUGGAAGCUUAAUGAAAUAUUUGCAACUGGCAUUGUUAUUGGCACUUAUCUUGCCUUAGUCACUGUCUUGUUUUACUGGGCUGCUGGAAGCACUUCUUUCUUUGAGAACCAUUUUGGUGUGAGGUCCCUCUCUGGAAAUACAGAAGAAAUCUCCUCAGCUAUAUAUCUACAAGUCAGCAUUAUCAGUCAAGCUCUUAUAUUUGUAACCCGCAGUCAAAGUUGGUCAUUUUUGGAGAGGCCUGGGGUUCUCCUUAUGUGUGCAUUUGUGGUUGCACAAUUGGUUGCUACCCUGAUUGCAGUCUAUGCAAAUAUUAGCUUUGCUUCCAUUAGUGGCAUUGGAUGGGGCUGGGCAGGGGUUAUAUGGCUAUAUAGUUUGAUCUUCUACUUUCCUCUCGAUAUUAUCAAGUUCGCCAUCCGCUAUGCUUUAAGUGGACAAGCCUGGAAUCUACUUUUUGAUAGGAAGACGGCUUUCACCUCCAAAAAGGAUUAUGGGAAGGAAGAUAGAGAAGCUAAAUGGGUACUUUCCCAAAGAACUCUCCAAGGGUUAAUGUCUGGAGAGUUUGAACUCAACGGAAGGAGGACUUCUCUAAUAGCUGAACAGGCGAGAAGACGAGCUGAAAUAGCUAGGCUAGGAGAAAUACACACGUUGAAAGGACAUGUAGAAUCUGUAGUGAGGCUAAAAAAUUUGGAUAUGAGCUCGAUUCAGGCAGCUCAUACAGUUUGA
Messenger RNA from Thlaspi arvense, 2115 nucleotides. The record is from the annotation of a GenBank genome assembly. Lineage: Eukaryota; Viridiplantae; Streptophyta; Magnoliopsida; Brassicales; Brassicaceae.